Messenger RNA from Maylandia zebra (zebra mbuna), 1478 nucleotides. Lineage: Eukaryota; Metazoa; Chordata; Actinopteri; Cichliformes; Cichlidae. The record is from RefSeq and is a predicted model, not a curated record.
UUAUUUGUGGUAGGUUCCAGGAGGAGCUCCAGUCCCAUCACGCCAGCCCUGAAACGGUUAUCCUCAAGGAGCAGGUCUUCAUCCGAAAGUCUGGAAAAUCUGACCCUAACCUCACAAACGACUUCCAGACUCUCCAGCUCGAGGCUGAUGAAAAGCAGCGUGUCAGAACCCGUCCUUCUGUACAACAAGAAGGACAGUGGAGGCCCUCUGAAGACCAACGUGAGAGCUGAAACGAACACCAGCAGCUCCACGUAUAAUCUAACGUCCUCUGUCAGCAGCAGCAUUUAUCCUGCAGACUCUGCUGAAAUCAACGUCCAAGGAAGCAUCCAGUUUGCUGUGAACUACAUCCAGAAGCUUGGAGAGCUUCAUAUCUUUGUGAUGCACUGCAGAGAUCUGGCCACAGCUGACAGAAAGAAACAUCGUUCUGACCCGUAUGUGAAAUGUUAUCUUCUUCCAGACACAACUAAGCUGGGAAAGAGAAAAACCAGUGUAAAAAAGAAGACAUUAAACCCCACCUACAGUGAAAUCCUCACGUUUAAAGUAAUGAUGCAGGUGUUGAAAACUCAGAGUCUGAACGUUUCAGUGUGGCACGACAGCAGCUUCGGACGCAACCGAUUCCUGGGUGACGUGAACCUUAAUUUGUUGGAGUGGGACUUCAGCAACACGCAGAUAAAUGAAUAUGUAUUAAAAACCAGGGUGUCAGCACAAGCCUCAGCACCAGCUGCCUCGUGUCUUAUCGACAGCACAGCACAGAUGAGAGUCGCUCUGAGAUUCCUGCCGCAGACAUCCCUCGGUAGGAGAACAUCUACGAUGGAAAGCGCUGAGGUGCAGAUUUGGGUGAAAGACUGCAAGAAUCUUCCGCUGGUUAGAGGCCUCGUUAUCGACCCAUUUGUGAAAUGUACUCUACGUCCUGAUACAAGCCGGAGAAGCAGACAGAGAACUCGCGUAGUGACAAGGACAGCCAAUCCCAUGUUUAACCACACCAUGGUGUAUGAUGGCCUCCGACCAGAGGAUCUCAGGGAGGUCUGCAUUGAGAUCACAGUGUGGGAUCAUGGCCGACUCGACAAUCACUACAUCGGUGGUCUGAGGCUUGGCCUGGGAACAGGGGAGAGUUACGGUGUGGAAGUGUCUUGGAUGGAUUCAACGACAGAUGAAGCUGAUUUAUGGCAGAGGAUGUUACGCUCUGAUGGUGAAUGGGUGGAGGAUGUUUUACCUCUGAGAAUGCUGAUGAUGCCAAAGAGCAUUUCAAAGUGACACUGUAUCAAAUGUAUUGAUUAAUGUGUAGAAAUUACACAGCACAGUAUAUACUUUUAGAUGAUCCACAUCCACAACUAGGUUUUGUUGUCCAAGUCACAUGUUAACUCAUUCACUGCCAUUGACGUCUAUAGCCGUCAAUUGCAGUGAAUGAGUCAAUGGGUUUAACUCAUUCACUGCCAAUGGCUGGCAGUGAAUGAGUUAAAUUCCUUAUUUAAUAAGAA